CAAAGGCAGAAAGCCGAGCAAUCGAACUGGGGCGCCCCACGGGCAAGCAAGCCCGGCCCGUCCGUCACUCGGCUCGACUCGUCUUGCCUGUUCGCGCUAGCAUUAGCUAACGUUACAUGUGCUGAGGUCGAGAGGGAACUGAUCUCAUUCACUGCUACAAUGCCGACAGUUACUUUACCACCAAAAGAGAACGCUCUCUUUAAGAGGAUUUUGCGAUGUUAUGAGCAUAAGCAGUACAGAAAUGGACUCAAGUUUUGCAAACAAAUCCUGUCCAACCCCAAGUUUGCAGAGCAUGGAGAAACCCUAGCUAUGAAAGGCUUGACCCUUAAUUGCCUGGGCAAGAAGGAAGAUGCUUAUGACCUGGUGAGAAGAGGCCUGCGCAAUGACCUCAAGAGUCACGUCUGCUGGCACGUAUACGGUUUAUUACAGCGCUCUGAUAAAAAAUACGAUGAGGCCAUCAAGUGUUACCGAAACGCGCUUAAGUGGGACAAAGACAACCUCCAGAUCCUUCGAGAUCUGUCGUUGCUGCAGAUUCAGAUGAGAGAUCUGGAAGGUUAUCGGGAGACACGGUACCAGCUGUUGCAGCUGCGCCCCGCUCAGCGAGCUUCCUGGAUUGGUUAUGCCAUUGCCUAUCAUCUCCUGGAAGACUAUGAGAUGGCAGCAAAGAUCAUUGAGGAGUUCAGGAAAACACAACAGACGUCUCCUGACAAAGUGGACUACGAGUAUAGUGAGCUGCUGCUUUACCAGAACCAGGUGCUGAGAGAAGCGGGUCUUUACAAGGAGGCUUUGGAGCACUUGUCAAACUAUGAAAAGCAGAUUUGUGACAAAUUGGCAGUGGAAGAGACAAGGGGGGAGUUGCUAUUAAAGUUGGAGCGUCUGGAUGAGGCUACAGAUGUCUACCAUCGCAUGCAAGAGAGGAACCCAGAGAAUUGGUUAUAUUAUCACGGCCUGGAGAAAGCUCUAAAACCAAGCAGUGUGGAGGAGAGAUUUAAGGUCUACGAAGAUGCCUGGGAGAAGUUUCCAAAAGGCCUCGUUCCUCGCCGGCUUCCCCUCAACUUUCUUACUGGUGAGAAGUUCAAAGCGUGUCUUGACAGGUACCUGAGGAUGAACUUCAGUAAAGGAUGUCCACCUGUUUUCACCACCUUGAGAUCUCUUUACAACGACGAAGAAAAGGUGUCAAUUAUAGAAGAACUAGUGGUCGGAUUUGAGACCUCAUUAAAAAGCUCCCGACUGUUCAGCCAAAAUGAUGAUGGUAAAGAGGAGCCACCAACCACAUUGCUUUGGGUGCAGUACUUCCUGGCUCAGCACUAUGACAUGGUUGGUCAACAGACAUUGGCUUUGGAAUACAUCAACACAGCCAUUGAGAGCACUCCAACCCUCAUCGAACUCUUUGUUGUCAAAGCCAAGAUUUACAAGCAUGCUGGGAACAUUCGAGAGGCAGCACAGUGGAUGGAUGAGGCACAGGCUUUGGAUACUGCUGACAGAUUCAUCAACUCAAAGUGUGCCAAGUACAUGCUGAAGGCUGGCAUGAUCAAAGAGGCGGAGGAGAUGUGCUCCAAGUUCACACGGGAGGGGGCAUCAGCAGUGGAGAACCUGAAUGAGAUGCAGUGUAUGUGGUUCCAGACAGAGUGUGCACUUGCCUACAAGGCUAUGAACAAAUAUGGCGAGGCCCUCAAGAAGUGCCAUGAAAUUGAAAGGCAUUUUGUGGAGAUCACGGACGACCAGUUUGAUUUCCACACCUACUGCAUGAGGAAGAUGACGUUGCGCUCAUAUGUGGACCUGCUGAAACUUGAGGAUGUACUUCGAAUGCAUCCCUUUUACUACAAGACCGCCGUCACUGCCAUUCAGAUAUACCUGAGCCUUCAUGACAAUCCUCUGACUGACGAUAGCAAGGAGUUGCAGGCCGACACUGCUAACCUGUCGGACAAAGAGCUGAAGAAGCUCAGGAACAAGCAGCGGAGAGCUCAGAAGAAGGCCCAGCUUGAGGAGGAAAAGAAGAAUGCAGAAAAGGAGAAGCAGUUGAAGAAUCAAAAAAAGAAGAAGGAGGAUGACGAUGAAGAAAUUGGAGGCCCGAAAGAGGAGCUCAUUCCGGACAAAUUGGUCAAGGUAGAAAAUCCACUGGAAGAAGCAGUCAAGUUUCUGAUACCUCUCAAAAACCUUGUCAAAGAUAAAAUUGACACACACCUACUGGCAUUUGAAAUUUACUUCCGAAAAGAAAAGUACAUGUUGAUGCUCCAAUCAGUGAAAAGGGCGUUAGCCAUCGACCCAGACCACCCAUGGCUACACCAGUGUCUAGUGCGCUUCUUUAAAGGAGUUUCAGAGAGCAAAGAGCUGCCUGACGUGGUUCGGACAGUCUUGAAGCAAGAAGUCACUCGGCUGUUUGGCGACAGCAAUGCCAAGAGCUUCAACCAGGCCUACCUCUCCAAACACUCCAACUCUGUACCACACCGAUUGGCUGCUGCGAAGAUGAUGGUGUACAUGGACUCGUCGACAUUGUCUAAAGCAGUUGAACUGGCCACCGCACUCGAUGAGUCACUCAAAAACAAAUCUAUCCAGAUCUGCACAGAUGUCCUGGAGAGUCUUCGGAGUGGCUCCCUGAGCGACUCAAAGGAGUGUGCUGAUUCAUAUCGUGCAGUGUGUCACAAGCUUUACCCCUAUACAUUAGCUUUCAUGCCGCCUGGAUACGAGGAGAACACCAAGAUCGCUAAUGGAGAUGUGUCCACAGAAACAGAAGAGCUAGCUAACGAGAUGUGAGCAUGACCAGACAAAGGGAGAUGAGAAAAGGAAUAGGGCCUUGCACAGAGCCUUGUGGUACGCCUGGCAGUAAUUUUAUAGAGCCAGACACACGGGAAGCGAAAUCGAUGUUUCGUUCUUUGGCUCAGCUUACAUUGGGUCUGACCCGGCAUGGCUUGGCUCUUUCCCAUUUGCUGAAAAUCAGGACUGUAUGCGUGUGUGUUUGUGUGUGUGUGUAUGUCAUGGAUGUGAAUGAGUCUUGAGCAUGUGUGCGGUUUUGUUUAUUUGUGAUAAAGGGGAGGAAGCUAACAAAAUGGCCAUUUUACUUUUUUAAUAGCGCAACCAACCACACUGAAUAUAAAUUGGGAGGGGGAAAAAAAGCAACAGUUAUUGGCAAAUGUUGGAGUGAAACUGACCUGACUGGUUUCUCUGAGAUGACAACCACUGGAGUUUGACUCUGCCGCUUCCACAAGCCCAUCGGUUGGUUCUUUUACAAGCAAAGCUAAUUUAAUAAAUGCAAAAAUGGGACACAGCUGUCACUUGGGAGCAAUUGUGUGCUCAGUGAGUUUGACCCGAGUCAGCAGGAAGCUGAGCAGAGUUUAUGAGGACUUGAAGUCGACGAUAAGGACAUCCAUCAAGCACAGGUGAAUUUGAAUCUGCCGUAACAAUCAUUUGAGCACCAGUGGGCAGUCCUUCUACACACAGUGUGCGGCAGAGUGUGACAACGCGGCCUGGAAGAAGGCACUAGCUCCCCUUGUUGUUUUAAUAUAUGGUCUGUUACUACAGAGCGGCUCGUAGCAUAGAAUGAAAACUGCAAGGUUGUGUUUUGUCUGGUUCUGAAUACACUGCUACUACUACUCGACAUGCUCACACUUAGGAGAAAGUGAUGGAUCUAAGCAAUAUCAUAGAUGCCUCCUGUCCAUCUAAGUAUUGAUUUCACCGAAGUGAUUUCAGCAUACUUUUUUUUUUACAGCUACACUAUAACUCGUGCAGAAGGGUCUUCCAUUGAAAUCCGAAUGACUCUUCACGUGGUCAGAAUUUGUCAUUCAAACCUGUUCUCUGGGGUCGAACAUUAAAAUGCAAAGAUUUCAGCACCCAAAAUUGGUUGUUUUGGUAACACCAGUUCCCUUGUUUCUUGCCCUUCUCUAAUUUGGGUUCUAAUGUGAAAGAUUAAAUCUGAGAUGGCAAUGUAAGAUAUCUCUGGAUUUUUGUAUUAAAACCACACAAAAGUAAA
This is a messenger RNA of Syngnathus typhle (broad-nosed pipefish), 3967 nucleotides long. It is a transcript of the gene naa15b, whose product is annotated as N-alpha-acetyltransferase 15, NatA auxiliary subunit b. Gene Ontology annotation, biological process: N-terminal peptidyl-methionine acetylation. Bases 160 to 2754 code for a protein of 864 amino acids. The transcript is spliced from 20 exons. Gene Ontology annotation, cellular component: cytoplasm; NatA complex. Lineage: Eukaryota; Metazoa; Chordata; Actinopteri; Syngnathiformes; Syngnathidae. The record is from RefSeq and is a predicted model, not a curated record. Gene Ontology annotation, molecular function: protein binding; protein-N-terminal amino-acid acetyltransferase activity.